Procambarus clarkii (red swamp crayfish) is the source of this 1761-nucleotide messenger RNA. Lineage: Eukaryota; Metazoa; Arthropoda; Malacostraca; Decapoda; Cambaridae. The record is from RefSeq and is a predicted model, not a curated record.
AUGUUAGUUGCGACAAAGCUGAGACACAGCUUGGCUUCUUCAUCCUCUCUGUCACGCUACACAUCAUCCUCUCUGUCACGCUACACAUCAUCCUCUCUGUCACGCUACACAUCAUCCUCUCUGUCACGCUACACAUCAUCCACUCUGUCACGCUACACAUCAUCCACUCUGUCACGCUACACAUCAUCCACUCUGUCACGCUACACAUCAUCCACUCUGUCACGCUACACAUCAUCCACUCUGUCACGCUACACAUCAUCCACUCUGUCACGCUACACAUCAUCCACUCUAUCACGCUACACAUCAUCCACUCUAUCACGCUACACAUCAUCCACUCUGUCACGCUACACAUCAUCCACUCUGUCACGCUACACAUCAUCCACUCUAUCACGCUACACAUCAUCCUCUCUGUCACGCUACACAUCAUCCACUCUGUCACGCUACACAUCAUCCACUCUGUCACGCUACACAUCAUCCACUCUGUCACGCUACACAUCAUCCACUCUGUCACGCUACACAUCAUCCACUCUAUCACGCUACACAUCAUCCACUCUAUCACGCUACACAUCAUCCACUCUGUCACGCUACACAUCAUCCACUCUGUCACGCUACACAUCAUCCACUCUAUCACGCUACACAUCAUCCACUCUAUCACGCUACACAUCAUCCACUCUGUCACGCUACACAUCAUCCACUCUGUCACGCUACACAUCAUCCACUCUGUCACGCUACACAUCAUCCACUCUGUCACGCUACACAUCAUCCACUCUGUCACGCUACACAUCAUCCACUCUGUCACGCUACACAUCAUCCACUCUGUCACGCUACACAUCAUCCACUCUGUCACGCUACACAUCAUCCACUCUGUCACGCUACACAUCAUCCACUCUGUCACGCUACACAUCAUCCACUCUGUCACGCUACACAUCAUCCACUCUGUCACGCUACACAUCAUCCACUCUGUCACGCUACACAUCAUCCACUCUGUCACGCUACACAUCAUCCACUCUGUCACGCUACACAUCAUCCACUCUGUCACGCUACACAUCAUCCACUCUGUCACGCUACACAUCAUCCACUCUGUCACGCUACACAUCAUCCACUCUGUCACGCUACACAUCAUCCACUCUGUCACGCUACACAUCAUCCACUCUGUCACGCUACACAUCAUCCACUCUGUCACGCUACACAUCAUCCACUCUAUCACGCUACACAUCAUCCACUCUAUCACGCUACACAUCAUCCACUCUGUCACGCUACACAUCAUCCACUCUAUCACGCUACACAUCAUCCACUCUGUCACGCUACACAUCAUCCACUCUGUCACGCUACACAUCAUCCACUCUGUCACGCUACACAUCAUCCACUCUGUCACGCUACACAUCAUCCACUCUGUCACGCUACACAUCAUCCACUCUAUCACGCUACACAUCAUCCACUCUAUCACGCUACACAUCAUCCACUCUGUCACGCUACACAUCAUCCACUCUAUCACGCUACACAUCAUCCACUCUAUCACGCUACACAUCAUCCACUCUGUCACGCUACACAUCAUCCACUCUGUCACUACACAUCAUCCACUCUAUCACGCUACACAUCAUCCACUCUGUCACGCUACACAUCAUCCACUCUAUCACGCUACACAUCAUCCACUCUGUGACACACGUUACUCCGAAAAAUUCAACUCUGGGAGUAACAUCAAGUCUAUGUUCUUUGUAUAUAGACUCCACUCAUAGACGGGCACAGGUGACCAAUCAGUAA